Fusarium mangiferae is the source of this 969-nucleotide messenger RNA. RefSeq lists its product as uncharacterized. NCBI's taxonomy places the organism in Eukaryota, Fungi, Ascomycota, Sordariomycetes, Hypocreales, Nectriaceae. The record is from RefSeq and is a predicted model, not a curated record. The transcript has a single exon. The coding region runs from base 1 to 969 and encodes 322 amino acids.
AUGGCUCUCAAGACUUCCAAACCAAACGACCACAUGUACAUCCAUUAUUCUAGUCAUGGCUCGUGUCGGGCGAUGGAUGGUGCAGUCGCGCUCGAACUUGUCAACCCUCUGGCCCUUGUGAACGAGUACUUGUACGGAACCAGACACGGCGCAAAGGUCUCUGACAAGAUACUUCAUCAGCAUCUUCGAGCACAAUUUCCCUGCCGGCUUCCAGACCAGACUCCAAUGCUAUAUGAUCAUCGUAGAUUUGCGUUAUUUGGAGACUUUGUGGAUAAUACUAGCCACACCAGUAUCUCCACGGUGUCUAUGCAUCGCAGCAUGGAAGAUGGCUGCCUUAUUCUCCAUGCUGGACAAGCUGAUGGAGUUCACAGGAAUGACGAAUAUGCUUUGACGCCUUUUGACCGAAGCACAAACCUGAAUCAUAGAGCUUCGAUCCGCUGUAGAGUCUACGAAGUCGAAUGCUUAUCAUCCAAGAUAGAGACUCUCGACCAGAAAAACGAAGCUGGCAUUGUAAGAGGUUCAACGUGGGAGGCCAUUCUCUUAGCAUCGUUAUCACGCCGAAAGAUCCAGAUUUGUCUUGACCUAGAAAAGAGUGUCUGUGCGGCUCUUGUUCAAGCAGAAUCAGCAACUAGUUACCUUAAGUUAUGCCACAAAUCCUCGACCGACAGUAAAAUAGCACCAUUGGCAUAUGUCGUCAAGAAAACACUAAAAGACUGUGAGAUCUCUGAUCUCACAGCUGAACAGACCUAUGUUGUGGCCAAGGUCCUAUACGAUCCCAAAGAAAAUACUGGAGCUCUUUUUGAUGUCUUGGAUCACAUAUCAGGUACAAGUUCUUUGAGGGCAUCGAGAACCGGCUGUCAAGUUCUGUCCUGGAAAGAUCAUUCUCUUUACAAUGCUCAGAACGUCUCUAAGUCCCGACAAGUAUUUUCACAUCAAACAUGGGUAAACUCUGAGCAUAACGAUGAAUAA